AUUCAUAUCAUGAAGAAGACCGUGGAUGCGAAAGACCUGAACUGAAGACAGAACCAGUAGCAAAAUGGAUUCAGUCAAAGUAGCAGUAAGAAUUAGACCAUUGCUACAAAAAGAAAGACAAAAUGGAAGAAUUUGUAUGUGGAACGCAAUAGAAAAAACUGUACAUCAGAGGGACGAAUCUUCACCGCUGUAUACGUUUGACUGUGUGUAUGAUGAAAAUGCAACCACAUAUGAAAUAAACGAUGAGAUUAGUUCACCCAUUGUGCAAGCUGCCAUGACCGGUUUCCACGGAACGGUAUUUGCAUAUGGACAAAGUGGUUCCGGUAAAACAUACUCAAUGUCAGGUGACAACAUGUCUCCUGGACUUAUUGCCUUAGCAAUAGAUGAGAUAUUUGAGUAUAUUAAUCAAGCACCAAACAAGGAAUUUUUACUAAGAGUCACCUACAUGGAGAUCUACAACGAAAAGAUAUCAGAUCUUCUGUCUAGUGAGGACAAAGUAAUCAAGAUACAAGAAAAUACAGAUCAUCAGAUAAAUGUGAUAGGUUUGAUAGAACAACAUGUUACUUGUAAAGAAGAAGUAUUUUCAGUUGUUAAACAAGGAGACAAUAGGAGAAGAACUGCAGCAACUGCACAGAAUGACAGAAGUUCAAGGUCACACAGUAUUCUACGAGUGAUUAUUGAGAGUCGUGAAACAGCAGAAGAGGAUGCUGUUAUGGUGUCACAUUUGAAUUUUGUAGAUUUGGCUGGUUCUGAGAAGGCUGGAGAUAAUACUGGUAAAGUAUUUAAGGAAGGCUGUGCUAUAAACAAAAGUUUAUUUACUCUUUCACAAGUCAUCAGUAAAUUAAGUGAGGGGGACGGUGAGGGUUAUAUUUCAUACCGAGAUUCUAAACUGACGCGUAUCUUACAGAAUGCUUUAGGUGGUAAUUCAAAAACAGCCAUGAUAUGUACGAUAUCUCCUACAUCUAUAGAAGAAAGUCAUUCUACUUUAAAGUUUGCAUCUCGAGCUAAAAAGAUCAAGAAUAAACCCCAUCUUAACGAAGUAUUUAACGGAGACGCAGCUUUAUUAAACAAAUACAGAAUGGAAAUACAGCGUUUACAACAAACAGCUAGUGAGAUGGGAGUGAAUGAUAUGUUAAUGGAGAAAGAUGAACUUGAAAGAAAACUACGAGAGAAAGAAGAGGCCCAGAAUGAACAACAGCGUCUGAUCGAGAAUCUACAACGAAUGAUCUGUGUAUCAUCUAGUAUCGGUAAUCCAGAUAGGAAAGACGUCAAGAAAAAAUUACGAAGAGAAACUUGGUGUGGACCCAAAUUAAGGAGACAAAGUCAUUUUCCUGCCAAUAGAUCUAUUCUGUCGGCAAUAGAUAUGGAUUUUUCGACAUUUGAAAUGCCAGAAUCCUCAUCAGUGCGCUUCAGAGAUCACACGACGACAGAUGAGUCAGAUUUCACCAUCUUGUCUAUAGAUAACUCUAUUGCACCACAGAGACGCAUCAGUGAGGAAGCAGAUCAAGAAAAAGAGGCGCUUAAAUUACAAAUUAAAGAAAUGGAAAUAAUGAUAGAAAAACUCAGUAACCAAUAUUACGAGAAAGAAGAAGAAUUUAAAGAAUUAAGAGAAUUUACGGUUUUAGAGAAAAGUAUUAUGGAUAAAGAAGUAAACGAGAAAGUGGAGGGUUCAAUCAAAGAAAUGGGUGAAAAGUUAAAUCAACGUGAUUUGUAUAUAAACCAAGUAGAAGCCGAACUUUAUAAACUAGCUGAUGAAAAGUCAUCUUUAAAUAAACAGUUAAAGGAAAAAAACGAAGAAUUAAAAUCACUUCAACAAAAAGUUGUUAAGACAAAACGAGAAUCGGAACAGAAAGAGAAAGUAAACCAAGAUUAUAUCACCAUGUUAGAACGUCAAGUUGAACAGACAGAAGCUAAGCUAAAAAACGCAGACAACGUCAGACAUUCCACAGGACAGUUUCUGGUCAACAAGAAUAAAAUCGUCGAUGACGAGGAAAAGACUAAUCUGAAAGAGGAAAUCAACAAAUUAAAAUCUCUUCUAGAAGAGAAAAAUUAUGAGAUCGAUUCUUUGAAAAUGGAGAACAUUGAACUGGAGAAACAACAGAACAAGGCUAGGGAAUAUAGAAUGAAACUUCAAGAGUUGCAGGAUUCUGUGGACAACAAAAACAACCUGGAUGAUUUUGAAAGUACAGAAUUGAUUAUUUCCUACAAGACUAAGAUAGAAGAAUUGGAAGCAGAUCUGGAAUUUAAGAAUCAGGCGCUUAGUAACAUCGACCUGGAGACAAAUAACUUUACAUCGCAAGAAGUUGCAGAAUAUCAAAAGAAAGUCGCAACACUUGAAUCAGAACUGAGUGAAAGCCAGAAUCAAAUUCAGCACAAGUCAGAUGCAUUAACGCUCAUAGAAUCAGAGAUCAUUCAGUACAAAUCUCAAAUCCAAAGUCUUGAGAAUGAAGUUGAGCAGAAAAAUAAAGCUCUCGAGGCCAUAGAUUUGGAAAAUAUGGACCGGUCAAAUUCAGAAUCUCAGACAAGGAGUCUUAAGAUCCAGAUCCAGACUUUAGAAGUAACCAUACAAAAACUCAACCAAGAUAAUGAAAGUUUGAAAGAGGAACAUUCAAGAGUGGAAGCAGAUCUGGAAUUUAAGAAUCAGGCGCUUAGUAACAUCGACCUGGAGACAAAUAACUUUACAUCGCAAGAAGUUUCAGAAUAUCAAAAGAAAGUCGCAACACUUGAAUCAGAACUGAGUGAAAGCCAGAAUCAAAUUCAGCACAAGUCAGAUGCAUUAACGCUCAUAGAAUCAGAGAUCAUUCAGUACAAAUCUCAAAUCCAAAGUCUUGAGAAUGAAGUUGAGCAGAAAAAUAAAGCACUCGAGGCCAUAGAUUUGGAAAAUAUGGACCGGUCAAAUUCAGAAUCUCAGACAAGGAGUCUUAAGAUCCAGAUCCAGACUUUAGAAGUAACCAUACAAAAACUCAACCAAGAUAAUGAAAGUUUGAAAGAGGAACAUUCAAGAGUGGAAGCAGAUCUGGAAUUUAAGAAUCAGGCGCUUAGUAACAUCGACCUGGAGACAAAUAACUUUACAUCGCAAGAAGUUUCAGAAUAUCAAAAGAAAGUUGCAACACUUGAAUCAGAACUGAGUGAAAGCCAGAAUCAAAUUCAGCACAAGUCAGAUGCAUUAACGCUCAUAGAAUCAGAGAUCAUUCAGUACAAAUCUCAAAUCCAAAGUCUUGAGAAUGAAGUUGAGCAGAAAAAUAAAGCUCUCGAGGCCAUAGAUUUGGAAAAUAUGGACCGGUCAAAUUCAGAAUCUCAGACAAGGAGUCUUAAGAUCCAGAUCCAGACUUUAGAAGUAACCAUACAAAAACUCAACCAAGAUAAUGAAAAUUUGAAAGAGGAACAUUCAAGAGUGGAAGCAGAGUUAUCUGCCAACAUGGCUGCCCUUCAGGAAAAGGUGACCGAUAAAAAUAAAGAGAACAAACAAGUUUCACAAGAAAUAGUUUCUAAAUCGGAACAAGACACCCAGACUGAAGCGUCAGAAGAAGUCGAAUCUUUGAAAGACAAUAUUGAUGAAUUAAAGACUGAAUUGUUGAAACUUCAAGUCGAAAAUAAAGAAAAAGCCAAGCAAAAUGACAACACUGAAGAAAUGGUGGCGAUAAAAGCGAAUGAAAUCGAAAACUUAAAUCAGCAACUUGAAGAAUUAAAGAAGAACAAUUCUGAGAACAUUUCCGUCUAUGAAUCACAUAUUGAAUCCCAGAAGUCAGAAAUCCAGAUGCUGAAAAGUCAAUUAGAAGAAUUGACUUCUUGUGAAAAAUGUGAAGUAGAGAUCCAAUGUGAUACUGUUGACGAUAAAACUGGUGGAACAUCAAGACUUGAGGAAGAAAUAUUUGCUUUACAACAUGAAAGGAAAGAUCUCCGAGAUCUAAUUGAAGAGCAAAAAGUUGAAAUGGAGGAUUUGAGAGAGCAAUUGAACACGUCUUCCGAGCAACAUACAGAAUUAAAAGAAGAAAUAAACAGCUUGGAAGAAAACAUAGCAGCCUCUAAUGAAACAAUAGAAAUGUUGAAUGAAAAAAUAGUGGAAUUAGAGAGUGAACUUGCAGAUCUGAGACCAAAAUGUGAAAGAGUGGGGGAACUUUUUUCAAGAGUACAAGAAUUGCAGACGGAACUUGACCUGAAAGAAACUGAAAUGAAAAAACUUGUAACAAGUCUCGAAAUGGCCAGUCAGAGAGACGAAAGUUUGAAGAAUUUGAAUCAGAAAAUAGCAGCGUUAGAAGCUGAAGCAGAAAAGAAGGAUGAAGUCAUCCAUUCCUCGAAGCAUUAUUCCGACCAGGUCACUCAGCUGAAUGGUGAAAACAUGGUCUUAAAAGAAAAACUGACAACAAUUGAGGCCGAACUGCUUUCAAAAACUGAGGAACUCGCAGAAACACAGCCCAGGUUAGCAGAAUUACAGAAAGAGUUGGAGAAUCUCCAGAAUGAGGUUGGUGACUUGCAAGACAUUAUUGAACGAGAAACAGAUGAGAAUACGGAGAAUAAAGAAAAAAUCACAAAUCUUCAAAGAGAGGUUUCUGAUCGAAGAGAUCAGAUAGAAGACCUAGAGGGACAAGUCAAACAACUGUCAUUGACAAAAAAAUCCCUGGAACACGACUACGAAAGAUUACACACGGACCACGCAGACAUGCUGUCAUGGUACCAGAAACAACAGGAAGAAGACAUACUCAAAGCAGAAGGUAAAGAUACAGAAUCAAUCUUGAAGGAACAGUUAUCAGAAUUACGACAAGAAUUCAGUGCUAAAAGAGAGGCCAUCGUUACUAUGGAAAUGGAAUUUCGUGAUACGUUAGCGGGUAAGGAUGAGGAACUGAGCAACCUGCAACUAAAAGUGGAAACAUUAACGACUGACUUAGAAGCUUUUGAUAAAACGAAAAAAGAGUUAGCAGACAUGACCAAUGAGAAAUGUGAAUUGGAACAAGAUAUCAAAGACAAUAUUGAACAAAUUGCGAUUCUGCAAGUUGAUUUGGAAGAGAAAACUGAAGCCAUAAAAUCCUUGAAACGAGAGAAUGAAGCUUUGUGUCAGGAUUCCGAAGAAUCCAAGGAACAGAUCACAAAAUUACAGAUUGACGUCGCAGAUGGUCUUGAGACAAUUACAGAACUGAAAAAUCGAGAAAGUGAAUUAGAAGCUAAAGUUCUUGAGCUUCAACAUGAUUUGUCCAUAAAAUCUGAGGAAGUUACAAGAUUAAAUGAAGGAAAGGCUUCAGAAAGUCAUUUCCAAGAACAGAUUUUAAAGUUGCAAAAUCAUGGAAGUGAAUUGGAAGAGCAAAUUGUAGCAUUAGAAGAAGAAUUGUCCACAAAAUCAGAAGAAUUGUCCACAAAAUCAGAAGAAUUGUCCACAAAAUCAGAAGAAUUGUCCACAAAAUCAGAAGAAUUGUUCACAAAAUCAGAAGAAAUUAAAAAUUUACGUCAAGAAAAAAUAUCUGAAAGUGAAUUACAAGCUCAAAUUACAAAAUUACAAACAGAAUUAUCAAAUGGAUUCGAGACAAUUACAGAAUUGAAAAAUAAGGAAGAGGCUUCACAUGGAGAAAUCAAAACACUGCAGGAAGAUUUACUGAAGAAAACUGAAAUUAUUUCGACGUUACAAGCAGAAGUAGCGACGGAUAAUGAACAAAUAACGAGGCUACGCAAAGAUUUAUUAGAAAGUGUUAACACUGUUGAUAGGUUAAAACAAGAAAGACAAUCAAAUGUGACAGAUGCUGAGCAGACGGAUAAUGGGGGGAGAAUACAACAGCUGCUUGACGAGAAAAAAGAAUUGGAAGAAGAAAAUCGAAAGAAAAUGGAAGAACAGGAAACUGAAUGGAAGAAAACUGUUAGAGAUUUGAAAUUAGAUCGUUUCUCUUUACGAUCGCAACUCAGUGAUGCCAAAAAAGAAAUUGCAAGAUUGGGUCGGGGUUUUGAUGCUUUUGAUAUUAAAAUUGCGGAAAUAGAAAAGGAAAAUGAAGAAUUAAUGAAGGAGAAAAAUGCUUUAGAAGAAACAUUUAAACAAAAACAAGAAAAAUGGGCUGGAUUAGAAGAAAGUAAUGCAGCCAUGUAUCGUGAAAUUUAUCAACUAAAAUAUUCACACAAUAAAGAAACAAUUGAAUUUGAAAAAAAAGAGGCUGGUUUAAUUGAUACUGUACAAUAUAAAGAUAGUGUUAUAAACAGAUUAAAAGAUCAAUUGAGAAGACAAGGUGAAGAUUUAGAUACAACCACAUGUGAACCAGUGAAACCGACGAGACCAGUAGAACAGGUAUUGGUAGAUGUAGGAACAGCUAGUGGUGUUAUAGAUAAAUAUACCGUCUGUAUGAUUGAAGCGGAGAAUAAAUAUCUACAAGAAGAUAAAGAUAAACUCAAGAAAGAGGUAGACGAGUACCGAACAGAAAAUGAAAAUCUCCAAGCAAAAAUACGCAAAUUGAAACAAGAGAAGAAAGAAAUCAUCAGGAUUCAAGAUAGUGAAAAAGAGAAUAUCAACAGUGAAAGUAUGAAUAUGAAGAAACGUAAAGUAUCAGAAGAAACAGAUGACGAAACAGAAGGUCCGUUCAGUCUUACCAUGGACAUGUUUACGAAGACAACAAAUAAUCCUCAUCAUCUUCUCUUCCGUAAUGAUAUGACGCCCGGAAAAUCAUCACCAAGUAAAGAUGUAUCCAACUGUAAAUCUCAGUGAAUGAACUUUUAUUUCUAUCUAAGCUUUCAAUUCUUUAAAAGAUCAAAGUUUCUUUUCAAUGAUUUUCAUUUCUUGAUCUGUCAAAGAGUUUCGAAGUGAUCAUUUUAUGCUAAUACUUCUAUUGUUUUAUUUGCUUGCUUUUCUAAUUCUGUGUUCUUGGUAAUCACACCAUGUAAGGACUGUAACUUUUGAGCAGUGAUGGUUUUUACCAUCUAGUCAAAAUGGACUCGUUUGAGAUGUCAGUAAUUGUGGAAAAUUCCACUUGAAGAUACAUUAUGUAAGAGCUAAAUCUUUCUUUAGGCCCGAAAUGUUAUAUAAACUAUUAAUUAGACAUUUAUUAACAUGACAAGACCAUAAUCAACUCUCAAUGCCAUCGGGUACAAUGUAUCUCCGAUAUUAAGUAGAUUAGAAAGGUUCAGCCAUAUUUUUAAUUAAUUUUAAAAUGGAAAAGCGCAGCUUACCUUCGAACAACUAGUGCGUUAGUCACAUAUUUUGUUAAAACUAGAACCAUUUAUAACUUCGCUCAAAAUUAAGUAAUUUGAAUGAAAUUUUCAAUAUAUUCAUUUUUCAUUAUCUAUUUUCUAAAUCUUACAUAAUGUAUCUUUAAUUGAUUUCUGCUCUGACCAACCCAGUCUAUGAAGGAUAGACAAAAACAAAUGAUGCAUUAGAUUUAGAAUGAGAUAUGUAAAGUAUAUCCAUAGACUGGAGGCUAGUGUAAUGUUAGGAUCUUAGUACUGGAGAAUAGUCUAAUGUUAGGAUCUUAGGACUGAAGGCUAGUGUAAUGUUAGGAUCUUAGUCCUGGACGCUGGUCUAAUGUCAGGAUCUUAGGACUGGAGGCUGGUCUAAUGUCAGGAUCUUAGUACUGGAGAAUAGUCUAAUGUCAGGAUCUUAGUACUGGAGGCUGGUCUAAUGUCAGGAUCUUAGUACUGGAGAAUAGUCUAAUGUCAGGAUCUUAGUACUGGAGGCUGGUCUAAUGUCAGGAUCUUAGUACUGGAGAAUAGUCUAAUGUCAGGAUCUUAGUACUGGAGGCCAGUCUAAUGUCAGGAUCUUAGUACUGGAGGCUGGUCUAAUGUCAGGAUAUUAGUACUGGAGGCUGGUCUAAUGUCACGAUCUUAGGACUGAAGGCUAGUCUAAUGUCAGGAUCUUAGUACUGGAGAAUAGUCUAAUGUCAGGAUCUUAGUACUGGAGGCUAGUCUAAUGUCAGGAUCUUAGUACUGGAGGCUGGUCUAAUGUCACGAUCUUAUGACUGGAGGCUAGUCUAAUGUCAGGAUCUUAAGACUGGAGGCUAGUCUAAUGUCACGAUCUUAGGACUGGAGGCUAGUCUAAUGUCAGAAUUUUAUAAUUAGUACCCCAAUCAACUUAUUGGGAAAUGUUUAAUACUGUGAUAAUUGUACCUUGCUCUGAGUAACCCACUCUUCUUACUAGUGUUUUGUUGUAUAAAUCAUAAUAUUUUCAAAUCAGUUUUCACUCCCAUCCCCCAUAUUGUAUUGAUUGUAAUUAUUUAAGUAAAACAAUGAUGUCUUUAAA
Patella vulgata (common limpet) is the source of this 8203-nucleotide messenger RNA. RefSeq lists its product as uncharacterized. The transcript has 27 exons. Gene Ontology annotation, molecular function: microtubule binding; ATP binding; plus-end-directed microtubule motor activity. The record is from RefSeq and is a predicted model, not a curated record. Gene Ontology annotation, cellular component: microtubule. Bases 65 to 6676 code for a protein of 2203 amino acids. Lineage: Eukaryota; Metazoa; Mollusca; Gastropoda; Patellidae. Gene Ontology annotation, biological process: mitotic cell cycle; microtubule-based movement.